Aaosphaeria arxii CBS 175.79 is the source of this 954-nucleotide messenger RNA. Its product is annotated as Aldo/keto reductase. Gene Ontology annotation, molecular function: oxidoreductase activity. The record is from RefSeq and is a predicted model, not a curated record. The coding region runs from base 1 to 954 and encodes 317 amino acids. The transcript has a single exon. NCBI's taxonomy places the organism in Eukaryota, Fungi, Ascomycota, Dothideomycetes, Pleosporales.
AUGACGAUCAAGAUCAUCUACGGAGGUGCCUCCCUGAACCCAGGCUACUAUCCCACCGAUGAGGGCGUUCAAGAGCUCCUCGCCGUCCUCAAGGAGGAAGGAGUAACUACCAUCGACACAGCCCGCCUCUACGCAGGAUCAGAAGAGACCAUCGGACGCAACACCACCGACUUCAUCAUCGACACCAAGAUCCCAGGAGGCUUCGGGCCCGGCUCAGCCAAGAGAGAGAACCUGAUCGCCGGCGCUGACGACUCCCUCGAGAAGCUCAAGAUCAAGCAACUCGACGUCUUCUACAUCCACGCACCCCCCGUCGACGUCCCCUUCGAGGAGGUUCUCGACGCUGUCAACGAAGUCUACAAGAAGGGUCUCUUCAAGCGCUUCGGCGUCAGCAACUUCACCGCGGAGCAAGUCCAAGAAUUCUACGACAUCUCCAAGAGCAAAGGCUACAUCCUCCCCUCCGUCUACCAGGGCAACUACAGCGCCAUCGCCCGCAAGACAGAGACCGAACUCUUCCCCACCCUCCGCAAGCUCGGCUUCAGCUUCUACGCCUACUCUCCCAUCGCAGGCGGCUUCCUCGUCAAGACGCUCGAGCAGCUCGACGAGGGCUCCGGCAAGUUCAACGACAACGCCGUCGGCGGCCUGUACAACAAAUUGUACAACCGACCCAUCUUCCGCGACGCGCUGGCCGACUGGAACGCCAUCGCGAAGAAGGAGGGCGUCAGCAAUGCGGAGCUCGCGUACAGGUGGAUCGCGCACCACAGCUUGCUCAAGGAGGAGCUCGGCGAUGCGGUCAUCUUUGGUGCCAGUCGUGUGCAGCAGGCGCGUGAGACGACGAAGGCGUUGAAGAAGGGGCCGUUGAGCAGCGAGGCGGCGGAGGCGAUCAAUGCUAUCUGGCCGAAGCUCGAGAAGGAGGCUAUCCUCGAUAACUGGACUGUCGUGAGUGGUGGUAAGUAG